AUGGCGGGAAUGUCAAGAAAUACCGCCUCAAAUGGGCCCAAGUCGGCCAAGGCGGCCACAAAGGUCGUCAAGACACAAAAAAAGACAAAAUCCACACCCUCAAGUCGACGACACCACUUCGAAGGUUUCGCCCAGAGAAUCUCCAAGCUGAAGAUCGAUCCCCUUCGUCGCACUCGUCGCGGAGUAGGAGCAGAAGGUGCUCACGAACUGGAAGGAGAGGCCUCAUACUUCCGUACUGCCCUGGACGAAUGGAAGGACCUCAACCUCUCCGAGAAUUUCACGAACUUUGCCAAAAAUGUCUACAACAUUUCCGACAGCCUGCCCAUGGUCAUCUUCCACGAGGAGACUAUCAUGGACAACUUGAUCACAUACAUUACGAAGGGAGAUGUAAUGUCGCUCGAGCCUCUGCUAGCCCUCUUGUCGCACUUCGCACACGACCUCGACGUCCGAUUCGAAAAGCACUUCCAAAGAGCCGUCGCAACCGUCGCACAUGUCGCAGCCACCAAUGCAGAGCCCGAGGUCGUCGAGUGGUCGUUUACUUGCCUAGCCUGGCUCUUCAAGUACCUUUCUCGUCUAUUAGUCCCCGAUCUCAGACCGCUAUACGAUCUUCUAUCGCCGUAUUUGGGAAAGCAGAAGCAGAAGCCUUAUGUCAUUCGAUUCGCUGCAGAGGCAAUGAGUUUCUUGGUCAGGAAGGCGGGAACCACAUAUCACAAGAGCAGGGAGCCGUUGGAUACAAUCGUCGAGCACAUGCUCAACGACUUUGCCGAGAACAAGACUGCUUCGGACGAUCUAUAUUCACAAGGUCUGAUGACACUGUUCACAGAGUCUAUCAAGGGUGUUCAAGGAACUCUCCACUCAGGAGGAAACACUGUUCUGCAGUGCUUGACCCGGUUCUGCUUCAAUGCUGACCACUCAGAAUUCCUCAAGGGCAGGUCCCUUCAAAUCUUGAGAGGUUCGCUGAUUAGUGUCGUACAUCAUACCACUCCAGAAACCUUUGAAUCCGUUCAGGAGGCGAUUUUCGAGUUUACCGAUACGGAGGGCGAAGAUGCAGUGAAAAACUUGGACGCAGCGAACACUCUUCUGUUCACUGCUGCAUCUGUUCGCAAAGGAAGCAGAAUCUCGGAUUGGCAAACGUAUGCUAAGCGUGUAACGACCAUGAUUCACACAGCCGACAAAGCAACCAAGGAUAUUGACUCGGAUACAUUGACUGCACUUCUCAACACGCUGGCCGUGGUACUUAAUUAUGCACCUUUUGAUGCAGUCCUUCCAGAACUUGCCGUUCUCGACACCAUAAGCCGAGGCAAGUGGGUUGCCCACUUCCUGCCUUUCUGCAACAUAUUUGCAGAACUCAAUCAGGAACGCUUCCAAAGCUUCGUUCUGCCUAUCUUCCAGAAAUUCAUCGUUAACCACUGGAGGGAGAACGAGAUGGCGCUUUGCGCAAUGCUUCCAUCUUUGUCUCGUCAGAACACAUUUGCGAAAACGCCUUUGCAAUGUCCUUUAGAGUGGCAAAAGGUCAUGCUUCAACGUCUGAAGAAAACCCAAGGAAAAUCGCCGUCGAAAGAUGCUGAGACAAUACACAUGAGCAACGGUAACCUAGCAGUGUUACGAAUCUCUCAGGGAGAUUCAGAGAUACGCAAACAGAUCGCAGCAAGUAUACUUCAGUUGCUUAAGUCUGCAGCACAAUCAGCCUCUACAGCUAUUGGAGGCUGGGAUCUUUUUGCACUAGGUCAAGGUUUCCAAUACAUUUCAGAUGAAUUCAGCGAAAGUCUGCAAGAUAAGGAACUGGCAGAAGCUCUGUGCUCUGCCUCUACUAGAUGCAAAAAGCUCGUACCUUACUGGACUGCCCUCAACUCUGUCCUCAAGAAGGCUGACAUCGCGUUCACCGGAGACCAAAUGGAUUCACUAAUCACUAAUCUCAUUGAUUGUUUGAAAACGCCCAGUCAUGAUCUUAGGCUUUCUGGUCUACGGAUAUUGCAAACAAUCUAUGAGAAGAGACAACAAGAUGUUCCUGAAUUAUUGACUCAUGCCAUCUCGAUCGAAGACACACCUCCAAGUGUACCCAAUGCUCGUUUCAUCUCGUCCCAAAUUCGCAGACUGGCUCUCGGAUAUCCUGACAUUCUCUCUGAUCCUAUUUUAGCGAAAGUUAUUCCUACCUACUGUUUCGGUCUCCUGCACAUACAUCUCGCACAAGCCUGGGAAGACUCAAUUGCGGCACUCAAGGAAAUCAGCGAACACGGAAACGCGGAGGAGAUUAUCACAAGCACCAUCACACAGUGGCUCCAGGGCAAUGCUGACGCAGACGAAGAGACGGUACAAGCGGAAACAACGCAGGAUAGGAGUAUCGGCCAUGUCAGCUCUGACUUCGAAUGUUCCAAUAUGAAUCAGAUCGAGAAGGAUAUCGAGAUCUCGGAGUCACUCUUUGCGGAUCUCAAUCAAGGCAUUGAGAACCAAUUCAAGAGAGAUCAUGUCCAAACAUUUGCAGCUUCCCUCUCUGAACGAUCACAGGCUCUCCGUGCCUUAAAUUCCAUGCCACAAUUGGCAGAAAAGCGAUCGCGACUCUUGGUUCCCGUGUUACUGGAGUGGGCUGGUGAUGAAACCGAGGAACAAGAGCAAGAAGAGACUGGAAGUACCCGCCAUUGGGGCCGCAAGGACCAGAAAGCCAUGCUCGGUGUCUUCGCGCAGUUCCAGAACCCUAGAGUGCUGUACAAGGCAACCGAAGUCUACCAAGCUCUGCUAAACCUUCUUACGAACGGUGACAACGAGAUUCAAAAGUCGACACUCAAAGCCAUCCUGGCCUGGAAGACCCCUAGUGUUAUCAAGUACCAAGAACACCUGCUGAACUUCCUUGAUGAUGCGAGAUUCAGAGAAGAGGUUUCUGUAUUCCUUCGUCUCGAAGAAGAGGGUGAUGCCAUUCGAAGUGCUGAUUGUCCAGAGCUUAUGCCGGUCUUGUUGCGUAUUCUGUACGGUAAAGCAGUGACCAGAGCCGGGUCAGCAAGUGGUAAACGCGGACAACAAACCCGUCGCAAAGCUAUCUUCGUUGCUCUCGCUCGCUUCCCUGCAGAUAUUGUUGGACAAUUCCUGGGUAUCUCUCUCGGCUCAUUAGCCACUAUGGAACCUAUCCAGGAUGGCGAGCUGAAUCAGUCAGCUUUGGACAAGUUCGCUGUUGCCCCCAGAAAGCAGGUGGGUUUGCUGAACAUGUUGGACGAUAUGGUACACACUCUUGGCAACAGAUUGGACCGCUAUGCAACAAAGAUUGCCGAUGCUGUUCUUCUCUGUCUGCUCAAAGCUUCCAAGUCGCAUACUGGUUUUAUCGACACCGAUGAGGAGGCUCCGGUCGAGGAGGAAUCUCAGACUUCCCUCGAUCGUGCAAUUCGUCAAGCUGGCUUCCACUGUUUGAUCCAGGUCUUCUCAUCUUGCACCGAAGUCUCUUGGUACAACUACGCCAAGGUCGUUAUGAGCGAGUUGGUGGGCCCUCGACUGGAGAAGCUACCCAUUGAGACCGCGCAGUCUGUAUCCGCCUUCCUGCGUCUCUUCUCAACCUGGGCUAGCUCCUUGGCCACCUGCCACUACCUGACUGAGUUCUUCCCACAAACUCUCAAUGCUGUGGCGGACUGUCUUGUGGUCCCUAGCACAAAGAAUGAAGUCAAGUCAUUCAUCAUCGAGAACAUCAUUGGGCGUUUGUUGGACACCAUCCAGCCACGCCAAUCGAAGGAUGCUGAGAUGAACAUCGACACAACCGAGGAGCAGGACCAAGCACGUGCAUCUAUACUAGGACCACGCGCAAGUCUAUUUGUCGUUAGACUCGGUGCUGUUUUGAGACAAAGCCCUCCCAAAGACAUCCUCGAUUCAAGCGUCUUGUGUGUUUCACGUCUCGCACCACUGGUCACUGGGGUUGAGAACAUUCGUGAUGUUGUCGAUGUCUCAAUCUUCUUGCUUGGCCAGCCCUCAAAGACCGUUCACUUCACGACCAAGCGUGAUUUGCUGCAAACAUUGUUCCAUCUUAUUCCUGGUGCUGAGCUCAACAAAGAUGAGAUUCGUUUCAACCAAGUCUACUCGACCCUCUGUCCACUGUUUGGUUACUUCAAGGAUCGUGAAAGCAGAGAGCUUCUUGCUGCUGUUGUCAAGCAGUUGGCUGACGAAAGGAAAGAACUAUCUUACGUUGCUUCUUUGUGCGAAGACCUGAACUCUUUCUCGGCAUCGAGGCUCGAUGAACCUGAUUUCGAGCGUCGUGCCAUUGCCUUCAGCACUAUCAAUGAAGAGAAGUACACUACUUUCACUACUAUGCAGUGGCAGCCUCUGGUCUACAGCAUGCUGUACUUCAUCAGAGACAAUGAUGAGCUCGCUAUCAGAACUAGCGCCUCGUACAGUUUGAGAAGAUUUAUUGAGGUAGCAAGCUUGGAUGGGGAUUUUAAGGACGAGGAGUUUAAGUCUUUGACCAUCUCGGGCCUUUACAAUGGUUUGCAGGGUGGUAUGCGUGACCCUUCAGAACUGGUCAGAUCCGAGUAUCUCCAAGUCCUGGCUCACUUGAUCAAGCACUUCUCGUCUUGGGAUGCAGUCAACGACAUGACUAGUCUGCUUGUCGAAGGUGACGAGGAAGCCUCGUUCUUCAACAACAUUCUCCACAUUCAGCAACACCGGAGACUUCGUGCAUUGAGGAGAUUGUCUGAGGAGGCUCAUGCUGGUGUCAUCUCGAGCAACAACGUCAGCCUAUUCUUCAUUCCCCUUCUGGAGCACUUCAUCUUUGAUCCUGCCGGUGACGAUGGUGCUCACAAUUUGUCUGCUGAGACCAUCAACACAGUUGGCGCUCUUUCUGGCUGUCUGGACUGGCAAUUGUACAGAUCAACACUGAGAAGAUUUGUCAGCUACAUUCAAAGCAAGCAAGAGCUACAGAAGAUCGUACUCAGAAUCGUCAGUCGUGUCAUUGAUGCUCUCGACCGUGCUUCUGAGUCUGUCCGCAACAAGAACACCAGAAUGGAUGUGGAUGGCGAGGUCGAACCAGUCACUAACGGCGCUUCAGCUCUCAGCCCACUUGCUGCAACCCUGCCUUCGGAGGAAAAGUUGUCCAAUGAGAUCAACAAGCAGCUCUUGCCUCCUUUGACUCAAUUCCUCCACCUUAAGGAUGAGUCAACCGUCAGUCUACGUGUUCCUGUUGGUGUCGCUGUGGUCAAGCUCAUCCGUGUGCUUCCUGUCGCCGAGCACGCCUUGAGACUUCCUACUGUGCUUAUGGAUCUUUGCCAUGUUCUUCGUAGUAAAGCAACCGAGGCCAGAGACAUGACAAGAAAGACUUUGUCAGAAAUCGCUGGUAUUCUUGGGCCAUCUUACUUCCAAUUUGUCAUCAAGGAGUUGCGCAGUGCUUUGCAGCGUGGUUACCAGCUUCACGUCAUGUCCUUCACCAUGCACUCAAUUCUGGUCGACAACAUUGAUUCUUUGGAGGCUGGUGAUCUCGACCACUGCAUCAACGAUAUCAUUGCUAUUGUUAUGGACGACAUCUUUGGUGUUGCUGGUCAGGAGAAGGAUGCUGAAGAGUACAUCAGCAAGAUGAAGGAAGUUAAGAGCAGCAAAAGUUACGACUCUGCUGAACUCAUGGCAAAGAUCACCACUACUUCUCAUCUUGGCGAUUUGAUCAGACCCAUCCAAUCUCUCCUGCUUGAGAAGCUGGAUCUCAAGACUGUCAAGAAGAUUGAUGAACUUCUUCGUCGUAUUGGCCUAGGCGCAAGUCAGAACCCGUCAGUCAAGGACAGAGACAUCCUUAUCUUUGGUUAUGAGAUCAUCCAGAAGGUCUAUGCUGCCACUGCCGAAGCCAAGACUCGCCCUGUCAUGGAAGAUUACAAGAUUAGAAAGUAUCUCAUCCAGAUGCAGAGUGCCAACAAGUCCGGCAAGAAGGGAGCAACUAGCUCGUAUAUCUUCAAGCUCACCAGAUUCGCUCUGGACCUUGUUCGCGCUGUCUUGCAAAAACAUGAUGAACUCAAGACUCCUGCAAACCUUGCUGGCUUCUUGCCAAUCUUAGGUGAUGCGCUUAUUGGCGGUCAAGAGGAGGUACAGAUGGCAUCGGUUCGUCUGCUCACUUCUAUCAUCAGAGUUCCAUCGCCACAGAUCGUGUCAAAUGGUCCAGUCUACGCAGCAGAAGCAGUCAAGAUCCUCAGAGCUGCUCCCUCGACCAUCACCGAGUUGGCUCAAUCUUCGCUGAAGCUUAUUUCAGCCAUCCUCCGCGACAGACCAGACAUCAAGAUCAAGGAAAACGAUAUGGCCUAUGUGCUCAAGAGAAUCAAGCCCGACCUAGAAGAACCCGAUCGUCAAGGUGUCAUCUUCAACUUCUUGAAAGCUGUUGUAGCGCGCAAGAUUAUCAUCACUGAAGUCUACGAAGUGAUGGAUUCUGUUGCCGCCAUUAUGGUGACAAACCAGACACGCAGUGCUAGAGAUCUGGCUCGUGGCGUCUACUUUGCUUUCAUGAUGGAGUAUCCUCAAGCAGGCACUCGCUUGAACAAGCAGAUUGCAUUCUUGGUCCAGAACCUCGAGUACAAGUACGUCGAGGGAAGACAGUCUGUGCUUGAAUUGUUGCACUUAUUGCUGGCCAAAACUCAAGGAGAUCUCGUCCAAGAGUUGUCGAGCAUGUUGUUUGUGCCAUUGGUCAUGAUGAUGGUCAACGAUGACUCACCAGAAUGUCGUGAGAUGGCUGGUGCAUUGAUCAGCAAGAUUCUCGAGCGUGCUGACGAAGAACGCACAAGUAACUUUGUCACUCUGCUGCGUACAUGGUUGGAGCAGGACGAGCAGCUACUGCUUCGUCGUAUUGCUUUGCAGUGUUGGACUAUUUAUAUUGGGCACGGUAAGGCAAGUGCCAAGGAAACUUCCUUCCUGUUCAAGCAAGUAUCCAAGCUUUUGAACCCUGAAGAUGUCGAGACUGAAGACUGGGAGUUGCUCUACUAUGCCCUGCAAGCAUUUGCAAAGAUGGCAGAGAUGGCACCUUCCACUUCUCUGGCUCCUGCCGCCAAGCUGUCCUGGACAAACAUCUUCAAAUGUCUUGUUUUUCCGCACGCAUGGGUUAAGCUUUCUUCUGCUCGUCUUGUAGGUUUGCUAUUUGCGGAUCUAGGUAAUUGCGCCUCGAAGACUGAGCAAGGUCUUGCUGCUUUGCCUUUGUACACAAACAGUAAGAUGGAGGUCACUGCAAAGGAGCUCCAUGAGUUGUGUGCUGCUGGUUUGAGAACUCUUCGUUUCAGCAAUGUUAGUGAGCAGUUGGUUGGUCAGACGGUGCGCAAUUUGAUCUUCUUGGGUCGUUGCUACAGUGCCGAUAAUGCGGACUGGGAGCAUCCCACGCCAUACACCAGAAAUGACAUUGCAGUUGCUCAAGAGGAAGAUGAGCAAGAGGACGAAGAGGACGAGACUGCAGAUGCAGAAGAUGAAGAUGGAGAAACAACCACUUCUUCCACACCAUCCACUGCACUCCACCAUUUGCUGUCCCGCCUUUCAGCACUCAUCCGCCGCGACGACGGCGCACCCACUGCAUCAGUCCUAUCUGCAAAGACCGGCUCCCUUCAAGCCAUCGCCUCUCUAUGCAAUAUCCUGCCUUCUGCCCACAUAACCCCCUCUCUCCCCUCAAUCCUAACCCCCAUCUACCUCCUCACCGACGCCUCCAUUGCCGCGCCCCGCCUCGCAACCGAACCCCUCCAAAAAGCCUACCAAGACCUCAAAGCCCUAGCUACUGAAGUCGCUUCCUUGCUCCAGAAGAAACUCGGCAGUACCGAUUACGUGGUUGCUAUGAGGGGAGUGCAAGAACAGGUUAGAGGUAGAAGAGAAGAGAGGAGAAGAAAGAGAAGGAUUGAAGCUGUGAGUCAGCCCGCCAAGUAUGCGGCUGAUAAGAGGAGGAAACAUGAUAUCACCAAGGCCAAGAGGAAGGAGAAGAGUGCUGAGGCUAGGGGUAAGAGGAGAGGGUGGUAA
Messenger RNA from Aureobasidium melanogenum CBS 110374, 7932 nucleotides. RefSeq names its product putative HEAT repeat protein. Bases 1 to 7932 code for a protein of 2643 amino acids. Lineage: Eukaryota; Fungi; Ascomycota; Dothideomycetes; Dothideales; Saccotheciaceae. Gene Ontology annotation, cellular component: small-subunit processome; nucleolus; 90S preribosome. The transcript has a single exon. The record is from RefSeq and is a predicted model, not a curated record.